Pungitius pungitius (ninespine stickleback) is the source of this 1086-nucleotide messenger RNA. RefSeq names its product sorcin (gene sri). The record is from RefSeq and is a predicted model, not a curated record. Gene Ontology annotation, molecular function: calcium ion binding. The transcript is spliced from 8 exons. Lineage: Eukaryota; Metazoa; Chordata; Actinopteri; Perciformes; Gasterosteidae. Bases 286 to 840 code for a protein of 184 amino acids.
GGGACAUUUAAUCAAGCGUUUAACUGACAUUCUUCUCUCCGUCGUCUGGUCGCUUAUUUCCGGCACAUAUUUCCACUCGGACCCGCUUAGUUCCAGAUUCAUUUACGAAACGUCAUUGUCGCCCUUUUAUCUCCGUUGUUGCUGUUUUGUCUACGCGUUCUUCUUCCGGUGUUCACGCCCACUGGGCCACGGGAGGAGUAACCGCGCUGUCCAUUUCCCACACAAUUGUCCUGCUGUAAUCCGAGUUGUGAAACGCCUUUACCUGUGAUACACCUGCAUCCAGUCAUGGCCUUUCCCGGAUACGGCGCUGCGCCCGGUGGAGUCGCGGCCAUGCAGCAGGACCCUCUCUACGGGUAUUUCUCAGCUGUAGCUGGACAGGAUGGACAGAUCUCGGCGGAGGAGCUGCAGAGCUGCCUCACGCACUCCGGCAUCUCGGGCACUUACAAGCCCUUCAGCAUGGAGACCUGCAGACUGAUGGUCAGCAUGUUGGAUAGGGACCUCUCCAACAGCAUGGGCUUCCCCGAGUUCAAGGAGCUGUGGCAGGUGCUGAGCGGCUGGAAGACGACCUUCAUGUCCUACGACAGGGACCGCAGCGGGACGGUGGAGGGCCACGAGCUGCAGCACGCCUUCAACGCCAUGGGCUUUAACCUGAGCCCUCAGGCCAUGAACAUCAUCAUGAAGCGCCACAGCUUCGGCGGGAGGGUCGGGUUCGAUGACUUUGUGGGCUGUUGCACAAAGCUCCGUUCCCUGACUGAUCAGUUCAGAAGAAGAGACCAGCAGCAGACGGGCUCGGCCUUGUUUCAGUACGACGACUUCAUCCAGGUCACCAUGAGCAUAUGAAGAGGAACGGACCAAUCAGAAGGGAGACACCGGCCCUUUAAAACCAUCUUAUAAAACAUCAGUCUAAUUUCAUUCUGUUUUUUCUUACUGCUUAUUGAUUUUUGUAAAACAUUCCAUUUUUCUUUUUUAAUACAACGUGUUAUGUACCAAACUAAUACGGCUAUAAUCUGCUCUGUUCCAACGAUGAACCACAGGCAACCAAAGAGCUGCAUGUAUGAAAGUAACAAAUAAAACAUUUAAAACUAA